Molecule: messenger RNA, 300 nt
Organism: Eimeria mitis
Lineage: Eukaryota; Apicomplexa; Conoidasida; Eucoccidiorida; Eimeriidae
Exons: 1
Coding region: 1-300 (99 amino acids)
Source: RefSeq, a predicted model, not a curated record
AUGGGCAGACUUCUAACUCCUGCUGCUGCUCCUGCUGCUGCUGCUGCUGCUGCUGCUGCUGCUGCUGGUGGUAGUGGUGGUGGUGGUGGUGGUGGUGGUGCUGGUGGUGGUAGUGGUAGUGCUGGUGGUGGUGCUGGUGGUGGUGGUGGUGGUGGUGCGGAGGCAGCGGCUGUUGCAGAGGCAGCAGCAGCUGUUGCAGAAGCAGCAGCAGCAGCAGCAGCAGCAGCUGCUGCUGCUGCUGUUAAUGCUGCAAGAGUCCCCGGGCAAUGGAGACAGCCGGUCUGUGGCUGUUUGCUGUAA